Messenger RNA from Colletotrichum chrysophilum, 1887 nucleotides. RefSeq lists its product as uncharacterized. Gene Ontology annotation, biological process: secondary metabolite biosynthetic process. Bases 1 to 1887 code for a protein of 628 amino acids. Gene Ontology annotation, molecular function: flavin adenine dinucleotide binding; oxidoreductase activity, acting on CH-OH group of donors. The transcript is spliced from 5 exons. The record is from RefSeq and is a predicted model, not a curated record. NCBI's taxonomy places the organism in Eukaryota, Fungi, Ascomycota, Sordariomycetes, Glomerellales, Glomerellaceae.
AUGGCGACCUCCCGAAACCCAGUCAUCGGCGCCCUCGCGGUCCUCUUAGCAUCCUCAUCUCAUGUAUCCGGUCUUCGCGUCCCCCACCACGCAACAGUCGCCUCGCGAGAAGUCGCCGCCAAUACAGAAUACGACUUUCUCAUCGCCGGCGGCGGCGUCUCCGGCCUCACCGUCGCAGACCGCUUGACCGAGGACCCCAACGUCAAUGUCCUCGUCAUCGAGACAGGCCCAUUUGACAAAGACGAAGACAGCGUCCUCAUCCCCGGCGCCUUCAACCCCGUACCGUACCUGUGGCCAGACCUUAUCAGCGCACCGCAGACGGAGCUCAACAACCGCUCGUUCCUUGUUCCUGCUGGGAGAGUCGUCGGCGGCGGGUCGGUCGUCAAUGGUAUGGUGUUCGUCCGCGCCGGCAAGGCCGAGUACGCGGCCUGGGAGAAAUUGGGCGCUGAGGGGUGGGGGUGGGAUGGCAUUUUUCCAUACUUCAAGAAGAGUGAAAACUUCACGGCGCCUCCGCAAGACUUCGCCGAUGCCGCGAACAUCUCGUGGAUCGAUGCAGCCCACGGACAUAGCGGUCCCGUUCAAGCUUCGUACCCGAAUUACUUCUUUCCCGGCGCCGCGAACUUCUGGCAAGCCGCUCUCGAAAGUGGCUUCACGCCGUCCCCGGAUCCUCUCGCCGGCGACCACGCCGUGGGCCUCUUCAACUUUCCCACUCUAGCUGACGCAACGACGCGCACCCGUAGUCAUGCCCGGCGCAAUCACUACACCCGCGUCAAGGACGCUCGUCCGAACUAUCAUAUCCUUGCCGAGCACACUGUUGCCCGCGUGCUCUUCGAAGGGAAGCGGGCCAUCGGGGUUGAGUACUUGCCCACGGCUGGCGGCGAGAAGGUCAGCGUGUAUGCAACCAAGGAGGUGCUGCUUGCUGCUGGAGGGGCUCAUACGCCGCAGCUGCUUCAGCUCUCUGGCAUCGGGAACAAGGAGUUCUUGGAGGGAUUGGGAAUUGAGGUCGUGGAGGACUUGCCUGGCGUCGGUGAGAACUUCCAAGAUCAAGCAGACCUGAAGGUUCCUUACACCUUCACGAACCAAAUCUUCCCCAACUCAGGAUCCCUCGACACCAACGCAACCUACGACGCAGAACAGCGCGCCCUCUACGACACCGCCAAACAAGGCGCCUACACCAUCAUCCGCACCCUCGGCACGAACCUCGUCCUCCCGCCCCUCUCCAACGCCACCUCCGACUACCUUUCCCUCCUCGCCACCGCCGCCGCGACCGACCCCCUCGCCCAUCUCGCCCCAGAAACGCCCCCCUCCAUACAGGAAGGCUACAAACUCCAGCGCGAGCUCAUCCUCACCCAGCUCGCGGGCCAGGAAGUCCCCAUCGGCAUGAUCCACUGGGGCACCGGCCCCAGUCUGACGCUCUACUUCCUCAAGCCCCUCAGCCGCGGCACCGUGCGGAUCCGCACCGCGGACCCGCUCGCGCAGCCGGUGAUUGACUUCCGCACGGGCGCGGACCCGGUGGAUUUCGACCUUGCGAUUGCGCUGUUUGAGAAGUCGAGGGAGGUGAUGACUGCGCCGGCGAUGCAGGUGCUCGGUCCGGCGGCGGGUGCGCCGUUUGGGGGCGUCACGGACCGGGAGGAGUUGAAAGCGUUGUUGAGGGCUAAUAUGACCCCGUCUAAUGCGCAUGAGUGCUGUACGGCGGCGAUGAUGCCGAGGGAACGCGGGGGCGUUGUGGAUCCGAAGAUGAGGGUGUAUGGGGUGGGGGGGUUGAGGGUUGUGGAUAUUAGUUACUGGCCGAUGUUGUUGACGGCCGGGCCUACGGCGACGACUUAUGCAAGCGCAGAGAAGGUUGCGGAUGUGAUUAAGGAGGAGUAUGGUUUGGGGUCUUUGUGA